GAUAUAUUCCCCAACCUAUAUUUCGUCAGCUGUACAUGACAGUAACCACCUCUCUCUCUCUCUCUCUUUCCCUCCCUCCCUCCCUCUCUCUCUUUCUCUCUCUCUCUCUCUCUCUUCACAAAAUCCCCAGGAGAAACCCACCUAGUUUAUUAGAUUUGUGGGGUCUGUUUGAACUUUGAAGCAGGAGAAAAAAAGAUGCCCGGAGCAGAAAACAACAGCAGCAGGAAGAGACCACUGGAGCAGCCCUCAUCAGCUUCUACUUUAAGUCUCAAGGUCAAGGGUCAGGAUGGCAUUGAAGUGCUUUUCAGUAUCAAACGUAGCACCGUGUUGAAAAAGCUCCUGGUGGCUUAUUGCCAAAAGCGAAACUUUGACUACAAAACCAUGGAGUUCCUCUACAAUGGCGAUUGCUUUUCUCAUAAUCGAUCCGCUGAAGAUCUUAACAUGGGCGAAGAGGAUGAAAUCGAUGCCAUGUGGCACCAAGAUGGAGGUGGCUGUGUGGGAAAAUGACUGCAUACACAUACAUAUAGUGCAAACAUGGGUUCUGGCAAUGUGGAUAUUUAGCACUAUUUGCUUGUGGCAUGCUUGUGUUUGAACUAACCAGCGAAGUUUUCUUUUUUCGUAGCGUUUCUAAUUUUCGGUUUAUGUGAUGCAAAACUCUGGAUAUUUUUCUUCACAUAUUGUUAGGUUACCCUUUUUCUAGUGGCGAAUUUCUUCAAAACCGCAGUGCAGGGGUGUUUUUAAUCCUUAAUUCCUUUGAAUCGGGAGGGUUAAUCCCGAUUUUUUACGGUUGUUAUCUCUGUCAUUCAUUA
Messenger RNA from Rhododendron vialii, 809 nucleotides. Its product is annotated as small ubiquitin-related modifier 2-like. Gene Ontology annotation, cellular component: nucleus. The coding region runs from base 196 to 507 and encodes 103 amino acids. The transcript has 3 exons. Lineage: Eukaryota; Viridiplantae; Streptophyta; Magnoliopsida; Ericales; Ericaceae. Gene Ontology annotation, biological process: protein sumoylation. The record is from RefSeq and is a predicted model, not a curated record. Gene Ontology annotation, molecular function: protein tag activity; ubiquitin-like protein ligase binding.